Messenger RNA from Paracoccidioides brasiliensis Pb18, 1314 nucleotides. RefSeq lists its product as uncharacterized. The transcript has 4 exons. Gene Ontology annotation, biological process: biosynthetic process. Gene Ontology annotation, cellular component: cytoplasm. The record is from RefSeq and is a predicted model, not a curated record. Bases 1 to 1314 code for a protein of 437 amino acids. Gene Ontology annotation, molecular function: transferase activity.
AUGCUCAACCUCCCUAUCAGAGAAUCAGAUAUGGCCUCCACAAAGGCCGUUAUUUUGGUUGGCGGGCCCUCAAGAGGCACCAGAUUUAGACCUCUAUCCCUCGAUGUCCCGAAGCCUUUGUUCGAGGUUGCCGGUCACCCCAUCAUUUGGCAUUGCCUGAAAGCCGUUGCCAAAGUUAAGGUAGUCCGAGAGGUCAUAUUGGUGGGGUAUUACGACGAAACUGUCUUCCGUGAUUUCAUCAAGGACUCCUCCAAAGAGUUCCCCAAUAUCCGUAUCCAAUACCUCCGAGAAUACCAGGCUCUCGGCACUGCAGGCGGUCUCUACCAUUUCCGUGACGCUAUUUUGAAGGGUCAUCCUGAGCGCUUUUUCGUCCUCAACGCCGAUGUCUGCUGCUCGUUCCCGCUGGGUGAGAUGCUCAAGCUGUUUGAAGAGAAGGACGCGGAGGCUGUCAUACUAGGAACACGAGUGAGCAACGAAGCUGCGACUAAUUUUGGCUGCAUCGUCUCCGACAGCCAUUCAAAACGCGUGGUACACUACGUCGAGAAACCCGAAUCCCAUAUCUCCAACCUAAUCAACUGCGGCGUCUACCUCUUCGCCACGGAAUGCAUCUUCCCCUCUAUCCGUAGCGCAAUCAAGCGACGCACGGCGCGCCCACGCCUCCUCUCUUACCCAUCGUCCGACAACCUCGACUCAUAUCAAAUUGCCAACCAUGUCGACGAUGGAGAAAAGCCCGAAGUCCUACGGCUAGAACAGGACAUCCUCUCAGACCUGGCUGACAGCAACCGCUUCUUCGUCCACGAGACCAAGGACUUCUGGCGCCAGAUCAAAACAGCCGGCUCUGCCGUGCCCGCCAAUGCCCUCUAUCUUCAACAAGCAUUCCAGUCACAGUCCGAAGAGAUCUCCGUGCCCUCGGCCACCAUCGUACCACCCGUCUACAUCCACCCGACCGCCACCGUCGACCCAACUGCGAAACUGGGGCCCAAUGUGUCCAUUGGUGCCCGCGCUGUGAUUGGCCCGGGUGUGCGGAUCAAGGAGUCCAUCGUCCUUGAGGAUGCAGAGAUUAAACAUGACUCGUGUGUCAUGUACUCGAUCAUCGGGUGGAGUAGCCGUGUGGGUGCAUGGGCACGAGUGGAGGGUACACCGAUCCCGGUGGGGAGUCAUUCGACAACAAUCAUCAAGAACGGAGUUAAGGUACAGAGUAUUACAAUUUUAGGCAAGGAGUGUGCGGUGGGCGAUGAAGUGAGGGUGCAAAACUGCGUUUGCUUGCCGUAUAAGGAGUUGAAGAGGGACGUUGCCAACGAAGUCAUCAUGUAG